GUUUUUACUUUUUGGGCCUGGAUUAUCCACCUCUAGUCGUGGGCGUGAACUGUUCUCACACACACACACACACACACACACACACACACACUGUGUGGUGUUCUGUGAGGACAGAGUGUGAGUGUGUGGAGAUGAAAGCUGGAGAUCCAGAAGAAGUCCCACCCUGUGAUGUGAUGAGCUUCAUCUCACAGGCUGAUGAGAAGCAGAACCGGGAGGAGGAAGGUGGGGCCGCUUCCGUUCUAAUGGCCCCUCCUCCCUCAGUCCCUGAACACAACCCCAUCAGUGCCCCUGCCCAAGAUGUGCCUCCUCCCCCACCUCCCCUGCCAGGCUCAGGUCAGCGGAGGCGGAGGGUACGGAGUUUCUACUGGAAGCCCAUUCCUGAGGAGCGCAUCCAUCAGCAUGGAGAGCCCAACCUGUGGACGCUCGGCAGGGCUGCUGGGAAACGCAUGUUCCACAUUGAUGUAAAGACCAUUGAGGAACUGUUUGGACAGCAUGAUAAUACACGACCACCCACGACGACCAGCAGGAGGAGCAGCCAGUCACACGGCUCUGUACAGGAAUCCAAAAAGGAGAUUACCAUCCUGGAUUCUAAGAGAAGCAUGAAUGUGGCCAUUUUCCUCAAACACUUUAAGAAAUCCAACCAAUCCAUCAUAGAAGAUAUUCUCCAUGGCAACAGCAAUGCAUUUGGGCCCGAGCCUCUCAGAGAGCUGCUCAAGCUUCUGCCAGAGUCUGACGAGGUAGAGAAGCUGCAGGCGUUCAGAGGAGAUCCAUCACAGCUGGCCAUGGCCGACUCCUUCAUGUACCAGCUCACUGCCUUACCCAGGUUUAAAGUACGCAUAGAGUCAAUGCUGCUGAAGGAAGAGUUUGAUCUUCUCUCCUCAUCUCUGAGGAAAGACAUUUCCACCCUUCGCUCUGCCACCAGAGAGUUGCUGAGCUGUGUGGACCUUCAUUCCAUUCUGCACUUGGUUCUGGAAGCAGGAAACAUCAUGAAUGCAGGUGGUUAUGGAGCGAAUGCUGUAGGGUUUAAACUGUCUUCUCUUCUCUCUUUGGCUGACACCAAAGCCAACAAGCCAGGAAUGAACCUGCUGCACUUUGUUGCUUUGGAGGCUCAAAAGAAAGAUGACCAGCUGUUAAUGUUUCCUGAAAGGCUCCUGCGUAUUGAAAAUGCAGCACGAGUGAAUGUGGAGAGUUUGGAUGAGGAGCUGGGGAAUCUGAGCAGAAGAAUCAGCUACAUAGAAGAUGAUAUUCAGAGCGAUGUUGACCUUCUACAGCAACUCCACACAUUCUUGCAGAGUGCUGCUGUCACUGUUACCGAAGUUAAUAAGAGCAGGGCUGAGCUGCAGAGGGAAGGAGACAAUAUGAUUGAUUUUUUCUGUGAAGACAAAGAAACUUUCAAACUGGAUGAGUGUUUUAACAUUUUCCAACACUUCUGCUCCAAGUUCAGAAAAGCUGUACAGGAAAAUGUGGAGCGUGAAAUGAGGGCGGAGUCUCGGCUGAAGCAUGUAAAGGAUCUGGAGGUUAAGCGCCGUUCAUGGGCAGGGCUUGAUAAACUAGGUGGAGUGUUUGGCUCUCGGUGCAGAAGUGAGACUGACAUGCAGGCAGCUCUGAAGAGAGAAGGGCUUUUGGGUCUUCUCAGGCCCCAUCCCAUCAGCCCCCAGAGUCCUCUGGGGCAGUUUGGGAGCCUCCGUCGCUCCCGGCAACAGCUCAGUGAUGGCGACACUGACCAUUCUGGGUCAGACAUACACACUGUCCCGCAUUCUCCAGAGAUGACUAUUCAAGUGGAAACACACACACUGGUGCCGGCUCUGCAAGCAUUCAGCUUUGAUCCCUUACCUGAUCGUCACCAUGGCAACACCCCCAUUCAAGAACAUGACUUCCAGGAACCCAACCAGGCCAGCCUUAGUGUGACAGAGAAUGGGGUGAAUCCUGAAAUUGAGAGCAGGGGAGGCUGUGAGGAGCCCCAGAACCCUGUUGAAAAACCCUCAGGUACUGCAGCUGGGUCAGAGAUGGAUGUCAGGCCCAAAGAAUCAGAGAAGCCAGAUGAGGAAGAACACAACUCAGCAUGCAGCAACUCUUCCCCUGCCUCACCUACUGCAUUCCACACUGACCAACCAGCAAUAAAUUCAAUGAGUGAUUCCAUGGAGUCCACCAAUCAGACAUCAGAAUCUAAACCCACACAUCAGUUAUCAUUAGAAUCUAGCAAGGUGGCACCUGGAUCUUACAUCACCACCAGCACUGAAGGAGAACAGAAACCACUGAGUCAGUCUGUAAGUCCAGAAGAUAGAAGGUUACCUAGCAAAACGUCCGGACGAGCACCUAAAACAAUGUCCUCCUCCAAACCAGCUGUAGUCCUCCCAAAAUCCUCUUCUUCUAAGCCUUCAGCAUCCACUAAGACCCGUCCUCUUCAUCCUGUGCGGACUCUCACCCCCUCUGAGACUCAGAGCAUGAGGAAGGUCAUUCCUCUCAGCCGAAACCCACAGGCCUCCAGGGCCUCGGCAGUCCAUGUCCCCUCCAGCACCCCACCAGCUCAAAGGACACCUGUGCGGAGGUCAUCUGAGCAGAGGUCAUCUGUACAAUCAUCUGAGCAGAGGUCAUCUGUACAAUCAUCUGAGCAGAGGUCAUCUGUACAGUUAUCUGAGCAGAGGUCAUCUGUACAGUCAUCUGAGCAGAGGUCAUCUGUGCAGAGGCUGUCUGAGAAGAGGUCAUCCAUGCAGAAGUCAUCCAUGAAAAAGGCAUCCAUGCAGAUGUCAUCUGUACAGUCAUCUGAGCAGAGGUCAUCUGUGCAGAGGCUGUCUGAGAAGAGGUCAUCCAUGCAGAGGUCAUCUGUGAAGAAGGCCGUGGUUCAGCAGAAAUCUCCACCAGAGGAGAAGAUGUGUCGCUCCACACUGCGCGCUCUCGCUCAGGCUGGGGGCAAUGUAGCUCCACCCACCCAACAAAACUCCACCCACAACCAUGCCCCCCACUUCGCUCAGGGCACUGUGGCCUCCACAACUCGCAGUGCUCCUGUCACCCCUGGCAACGUUCCUGUCAAGCAUGGUACCAUAGAAACCACAUCAAAACGACCUUCACUGAAUCACACAACAUCCCUCAGACUGGCACAAAGUGGUGUGACCUCAGCAAGUAAAGUGAUCUCACCGAGCAUGCCCACUAGAGCCAAAAGUGUUCGGCUGACACCUUCUGCACCUUCUGCACCUUCUGUUGGCCAUGUCAAUAAGAACAUUGUUAGUCCCUUUGAUAAAUCAGCCUUUUGCCGAGACUCUCAGGACAAGCCCCACAGACCUGCCUGGAGAUAAGGACGAGCUUAUACAGGUCAGGACAAGAUUAUUCCAUGGGUUUGAUGGGUGCCUGUCCAGAUGCCCAAGCCACUUAGUGGGCCCAUCUGAAUAAUUAUUACCAAGUAGCUUCUCAGGUUAUACAGGUCUAUAAAACAUAGCUGUACUGUAAAUGAAUUCAGUAACACUAAACUAAUGUUUGGUAAAUUAUGGCAUUAGGCAGCAUAGGCAUGACUUAUGCUAAGCAUGCUGGAGACAUGUUUCCUACACUUAUUGAAAUGUCCAGUUUUGUCUUUGACACUGAGACUUAAGACGUUCUGUCCUUAAUAGUGUUUUGGGCAGAAAAUCUUUCUAAAAUGUCGCUCUGAUCCUGCAUAAAUAGAUCUCUGAUGGCUACACAUGGCAGGGUCGCCACUGGGAACCUGACUCUCACCGAUCAUGGCGAACUGUCAUUCAUCUUUUGCCAAGCCCUCAUCCUCGUCCCCACAAAAGUUGUUUCAAAACAAAGUUAGUCAGGUUUAAAAUAAUUAUAACAUCAAGUCAUGCACUUCUUAACUGCUGACUUAAGUUUUUAAGACACGAACAAGUGUAAGCAAGUCAUAAAUCAAGAGGACACAGAGCAGUAAGUACCAGCAGUAAGUUGUUUAAUCACCAACCUAAAGACCAUGUAGGCAGAUAACAGUGCAUCAGCAGGUAACACCAACAUGGAGGUGAAGGGUGCUGUUAGUGGUUGCAGGCUGAUUCCUGCUAAAACGUCACUGGCCCCACGGUGACUACAAGCUGCCAUGUGUUGCAAGUUAGGUUGGCACAAAAAUCCAGACCGUGUGGGGGUACCUGAGGACCAGUUCGAGAACCACUGGUGUAUAUUUACAAAAGAGUUGCUUUUCUGUCUUAUUCAUAAACAAAUAUUUAGCAAACCUACAAUUAAGAACAUCGUGUAAUUUUCAUACAGCAGGUCAAACCCAUGUAUUUGAGCACCUGGCCCCACUUAUAUUUUCUAUCAGUCAAGGCUGGGCACUCUGUUCUUGUUUAAAUUUGGAUUGAAUGCAUGGACACCGUUUUAACCUGUCAGCUGAACAUGCCGCUCUUUUCUUGUGGCUCUAUUACACUCCCUUGUUUGAUUUAAUCUGAAGUAAGGGAGAACGGGGGACCCCCUUCAGAACACCGUGAACCUAAAUUAUAAGUUUUAUCAUUUAGGUUAUUAUGUAUAGGAUGAUAAUUCACACUGUAACAGCAGUCAGUUCUGUUUCUAAAACACACCAAAGAACAUCUCAAAAGGAGCACCAUGCUGCUCUACUGGGACAAGAUGCCCCUCUAUCUGGUGGUAAAGUCCCCCCCCUGGUGAUUCUUGCAUCAAUUUGUCAACUCGUUAUUGUAUAUGUGUAUUUAUUAAAUAUGACAGAAUGAA
Molecule: messenger RNA, 4680 nt
Organism: Pygocentrus nattereri (red-bellied piranha)
Lineage: Eukaryota; Metazoa; Chordata; Actinopteri; Characiformes; Serrasalmidae
Product: FH2 domain-containing protein 1-like
Exons: 12
Coding region: 132-3293 (1053 amino acids)
Source: RefSeq, a predicted model, not a curated record